Molecule: messenger RNA, 1830 nt
Organism: Salvelinus fontinalis (brook trout)
Lineage: Eukaryota; Metazoa; Chordata; Actinopteri; Salmoniformes; Salmonidae
Product: transmembrane anterior posterior transformation protein 1 homolog
Exons: 14
Coding region: 66-1793 (575 amino acids)
Biological process (GO): maintenance of protein localization in endoplasmic reticulum; positive regulation of cilium assembly
Cellular component (GO): ciliary basal body; endoplasmic reticulum membrane
Source: RefSeq, a predicted model, not a curated record
GGCGCUACGUGGUGACGGACCCACGGAAGUGACGCGCCUGUCUGCCAGCUGAGCCGUAGAACAAGAUGGCGGACUCCUUAGCAGCGGCUCAGGGAGAGGAGAGCGAACCGGAGAAAGAGGGCAGCGAGAGACGGAUGGAGGGAGGUAGUGAGAGCCGGGGGUCGAAGGAGACCUCCGAGGUGACGGAGACGCUGGGGUUUUACGACAAGAAGAAAGUCCAGAAGGACAAGAAACGGAGUCUGUCUGAUCUGUCCCUAGUGAGGUUCAUGGGGGCGGAGCUGACCCGAGGAUACUUCCUGGAACACAAUGAGGCUAAAUACACAGAGAGACGAGAGAGGGUCUAUACCUGCCUCCGCAUCCCCAAAGAACUAGAGAAGUUGAUGCUGUUUGGCUUCUUCCUGUGUCUGGAUGCCUUCCUGUACGUGUUCACUCUGCUUCCUCUCAGAGUCCUACUGGCCCUCGUCCAACUACUGACCCUGCCCUGCUGUGGUCUGAGGGGCUCUCCUCUCCUCCAGCCAGCCCAGGUCUGUGACGUGUUGAAGGGGCUCAUCAUGGUUUUGUGUUACGUCAUGAUGAGCUACGUGGAUUACAGCAUGAUGUAUCACCUGAUCAGAGGACAGUCUGUCAUCAAACUCUAUAUUAUCUACAACAUGCUGGAGGUAGCAGACAGGCUGUUCUCUUCGUUUGGGCAGGACAUUCUGGACGCUCUCUACUGGACCGCUACAGAACCCAAAGAGAAGAAGAGAGCUCACAUAGGAGUUGUUCCUCACUUCCUCAUGGCUGUUCUAUAUGUCUUUCUCCAUGCUAUCCUCAUCAUGGUCCAGGCCACUACUCUGAACGUUGCCUUCAACUCCCACAACAAGUCUCUGCUCACCAUCAUGAUGUCUAACAAUUUCGUGGAGAUCAAAGGAAGUGUUUUUAAGAAGUUUGAGAAGAACAACCUCUUUCAGAUGUCUAACAGUGAUAUAAAGGAGAGGUUCACUAACUAUGUUCUGUUACUGAUUGUCUGUCUACGGAACAUGGAGCAAUUCUCAUGGAACCCUGACCACAUGUGGGUGCUGUUUCCUGACGUCGUCAUGGUGAUAGCGUCUGAGGUCACCGUGGACGUCGUCAAGCACGCCUUCAUCACCAAGUUUAACGACAUCACUGCAGACGUGUACGGGGAGUACCGCGCCAGCCUGGCGUUCGACCUCGUCAGCAGCAGACAGAAAAACGCCUAUACAGACUACAGUGACUCAGUCUCCAGGAGAAUGGGCUUCAUCCCUCUUCCUUUAGCUCUGCUGUUGAUCAGGGUGGUGACCAGCUCAGUGAAGAUCCAGGGAUCUCUCUCCUUCAUGUGUGUUCUUCUCUUCUACCUGGGGAUGAUCUCUCUGAAGGUACUGAACAGUAUCGUGUUGCUGGGGACGUCCUGUAUGUUCGUCAAAGAAGCCAAUAUGGAGGAGAAGCUGUUCCAGUCUCCCCCCUCUGCUGCCUCCAGCCGCUCCAACUCUAGAGCACACAGACCCACACACACCUCCCCCCCAGGUGAGCCAAUCGUAGACGAGGGGGCCGUGUCUUCAGCGUCAGUCACUUGUCAGCCAACGAACCACCAGCAAGAGAGUCCCGCCUCCACUCUGCCAACCAGCCAAUCAGACGAUCACUUCCUGACCACGCCCGACGGCGAGGACGGCGACAAGGACAUCUCCGCGGCAACGGGAGAGGAAGGAGAGGGGCUUAAACAUAGAAACCCCGCCCCCAAGAAAGACUUAUUGGAGAUCGACCGUUUCACUAUCUGUGGAAACCGCAUCGACUGACACACACACACACACACACACACACACACACACACAC